GAAAUUUUUGUCGCUCACGGAUGGCUAACCUGCACUCCAAUGUUUAUCUGCUAUUGCCAGUGUGCUGUGGCGAGCGCCGUGAUCCUUUUUCGAAACGUCGCUAUUCGAACUCGUCCGGCAUAGUGUGAAAACAAAAUGGGUAUCGACAUCGAUCAUAAACGAGGGCACAAGGCCAAGCGGACUGCGCCUAAGUCCAAAGAUGUGUAUCUGUUAUUGUUGGUUAAGUUGUACCGUUACUUGGCUCGCCGUACCCGUUCUCAUUUCAAUAAAAUCAUAUUGAGACGUCUGUUUAUGUCGCGUAUCAACAGGCCACCAAUAUCAUUGACAGCUAUCGCAAAGAAGAUGAACAAGAUCAAUGAUGAAAAGCGUAUUGUUGUUGUGGUCGGCACCAUCGUUGAUGACAAGCGAUUAAUGAAAACACCUAAACUCACAGUUUGUGCACUACGUGUCACGGCUGGAGCUAGAGCUCGUAUUUUGAAAGCUGGUGGUAAAAUCAUGACUUUCGAUCAAUUAGCUUUGAAAGCCCCUACUGGAAAAAAUACAGUUUUGUUACAAGGAAAACGCAACUCUCGUGAAUCAUGCAGACACUUUGGUCCAGCUCCAGGUGUACCUCACAGUCACACUAAGCCUUACGUUCGCUCUAAAGGACGCAAGUUUGAACGUGCUCGUGGUAGAAGGCGUGGUUGUGGUUUCAAGAAAUGAUCACCCUAUCUUUUUACUCUAUUAUAUUUUUAUUAUAUACUGUGAAAAUAAAGGGACUUUUGUUGUCGACAAAUACACUUUA
Adelges cooleyi (spruce gall adelgid) is the source of this 784-nucleotide messenger RNA. RefSeq names its product 60S ribosomal protein L18 (gene RpL18). Lineage: Eukaryota; Metazoa; Arthropoda; Insecta; Hemiptera; Adelgidae. Gene Ontology annotation, molecular function: RNA binding; structural constituent of ribosome. Bases 136 to 702 code for a protein of 188 amino acids. Gene Ontology annotation, biological process: translation. The record is from RefSeq and is a predicted model, not a curated record. The transcript is spliced from 5 exons. Gene Ontology annotation, cellular component: ribosome; cytosolic large ribosomal subunit.